Molecule: messenger RNA, 1460 nt
Organism: Westerdykella ornata
Lineage: Eukaryota; Fungi; Ascomycota; Dothideomycetes; Pleosporales; Sporormiaceae
Product: CDK-activating kinase assembly factor
Exons: 3
Coding region: 197-1156 (319 amino acids)
Biological process (GO): regulation of transcription by RNA polymerase II; positive regulation of cyclin-dependent protein serine/threonine kinase activity; nucleotide-excision repair
Cellular component (GO): transcription factor TFIIH holo complex
Molecular function (GO): cyclin-dependent protein serine/threonine kinase activator activity
Source: RefSeq, a predicted model, not a curated record
AUUGUAUGUACCCAGCUGCUGCAAGUUUGCUUCCUCUACUCUUCAAACAACAUAUAAUAGCAGUUUUUCGUCGAUGUGGCGAAUCUAUUGUUCGCUGCAAGCCCAACCACCGCGCAUUAGUCAUCACAGCCUGUGUUCAUAAACUCAAGCCUCCACCACAACUUCGCUCCAACACUACCUGUGCUGCGUCGCCGACAUGUCGAAGGCCGCUUCCCGUGUGCCUGGCGGCGGCGCCGCGAAAGAUGAGGCCAUCUGCCCCGUCUGCAAAUCGUCGCGUUACCUGAACCCCAAUAUGCGCUUUCUAGUGAACCCCGAGUGCUAUCACAAGAUGUGCGAGUCCUGUGUGGACAGAAUCUUUUCGCAUGGGCCGGCUCCAUGCCCGAUUGCUGGGUGCAAGAGGACGUUACGGAAGGCGAAGUUCAGGACGCAGACGUUUGAGGAUCUCAAAGUGGAGAGGGAGGUGGAUAUCAGACGCCGAGUAGCCAGAGUACUCAACAAGACGGAGGCGGACUUCGAGACACUGCGGGAUUACAACGACUACCUGGAGACCGUUGAAGAGAUAACAUGGAACCUGAUUCUCAAGAUCGAUGUCGAGGCGACAGAGAAACGACUGCGGCUAUACGAGGAAGCACAGAAGGCGGAGCGCAAUAUCACCGCGCGUCCAUACCAGCCUGAUCCUUCCCUUCCUUCAGAAAAGGCGCAGGUAGUCCUAAAGAAGGGGGCCAGUCAGCGAAAGGCUGUAGCCACCUCCGCAGCAAAUACACCUGAUUCGAGAGCGAACCCCCAGGACGGUGAAGUAGAAAAAGGAUUUAACUUCCACGGCCUGAAGAAAUACGUCCCUCCGGCACCGGAAAAGCCACUGGAUCCCUUCGAUGGUUGGGCUAUCGAACCGCAGUUCUACGUCGUACAAGACGAUUAUGACGUUGAAUGGCUCACGCAGACGAAGAACGACCCCGUCGCCACUGCUGGAGGUUACGAUAUGCGCGAUUUCUACUCUAGGGCACUCUGCGAUGCCUUUAGCGGGUUCGGUGUCUUUGUUGAAGAUGAAAUCGAGGCUCGGGCAAAGGGACUUUCUGGUGAUGCGAAUACUGGCACGCGGUCGGCGGCGACAGCUGCCCUGGGUGGGAAGGACGUUAAUAUGGACGAUGUUUUCUAGCUUUGUGAUACCCCCGACUUCAAGUCUGCAUCUAGCAUUGGGCGGCGUUUCAGGCACUUUGUUUUUCCCAGUUGCCCUGGCACAGCCAGAGACAUUGUAUUGGUACAGAAUCAGAUAUCUGAUAGAUGGAGAAAGACUAUUUUAAAUACAUUGUCCUCUCUGCAACUAGUCAUAUAGUUGAUAUUGAGACUUAGCCCGAGAGGAGAUCCGUUUCAUGUAUUGCCACCAGGAACGGAUGGUAUGGAAACGUUGCUGAGAUCUGACAUUGAUCCCUGAGCACGGAAUAUGGGUAUGUAGCCGUAGG